This is a messenger RNA of Clarias gariepinus (North African catfish), 1257 nucleotides long. Its product is annotated as alcohol dehydrogenase 1-like. The record is from RefSeq and is a predicted model, not a curated record. The coding region runs from base 40 to 1173 and encodes 377 amino acids. Gene Ontology annotation, biological process: formaldehyde catabolic process. Gene Ontology annotation, molecular function: zinc ion binding; S-(hydroxymethyl)glutathione dehydrogenase [NAD(P)+] activity. Gene Ontology annotation, cellular component: cytosol. The transcript has 10 exons. NCBI's taxonomy places the organism in Eukaryota, Metazoa, Chordata, Actinopteri, Siluriformes, Clariidae.
ACCAUUAAAAUACUUAUAGCUAAGUGACACCAAUAAGACAUGGCCACUGCAGGAAAGGUGAUUAAAUGUCGGGCUGCUGUAGCUUGGGAGCCCAAUACUCCUCUAGUGAUAGAAGAGAUUGAAGUGGCUCCACCCCAAAAGAAUGAAAUACGUAUCAAGGUAAUCGCUACCAGUAUUUGUCACACCGACUUGUACCAUCUAUUUGACGGAAAACAUAAGGACGGUUUUCCUGUUGUAAUUGGACAUGAGGCGGCUGGUGUGGUAGAGAGUGUUGGACCUGGAGUCACUGAAUUCAAACCUGGUGAUAAGGUCAUUCCCCUCGCCCUCUCUCAGUGUAGAGAGUGCAAGUUCUGUAAGAACCCAAAGACUAACCUCUGUGAGCAUGGCUGGUCUAAUGACCGAUAUGCUGAGAUGUCAGAAACCACAACACGCUUUUCCUGUCGUGGUAAGCCUGUCCUGCAGUUUACGGGCACCAGCACCUUCUCUGAGUAUACGGUCGUAAACCAGAUUGCUUUGGCCAAGAUCCAUGAUAAUGCCCGACUGGACCGUGUUUGUCUGCUUGGCUGUGGGAUUACCACCGGCUACGGGGCAGCAAUCAACACCGCCAAGGUAGAGCCCGGGUCAGUGUGCGCAGUGUUCGGGCUUGGUGCCGUAGGCCUUGCUGCAGUAAUGGGUUGUAAGAAGGCUGGAGCUUCCAGGAUAAUCGCUGUGGACAUAAACGAUCAGAAGUUUGAAAUGGCAAAGGUACUUGGAGCCACUGAAUUUGUGAACCCUAAAUCACACAAUAAGCCUGUGAGUGAGGUUCUGGCAGAAAUGACCAAUGGAGGUGUGGAUUUCUCCCUGGAGUGUGUGGGCAAUGUGGCUGUUAUGAGGACUGCACUUGAGUCGUGUGUUAAAGGAUGGGGGGUGAGUGUGAUUGUUGGCUGGACAGACCUUAGUGACUUCUCUGCACGACCAAUUCAGCUAAUUUCUGGAAAAACCUGGAAGGGAUCAGUGUUGGGAGGCUUUAAGAGCAAGGAUUCUGUUCCCAAGCUAGUCCUUGACUACAUGGCUGGCCGCAUAAAGCUGGAUGAAUUUGUGACUCAUACUAUGAGUCUUGAGCAAGUCAAUGAUGCCAUUGAACUCAUGAAAAAAGGAGAAUGCAUCCGAACCAUUCUGAAUCUAUCCAAAUGAGUUUCUGGCUUACAUUUUAAGAGCUCAUCCUAUUUACACAAUGUUUACAAGAACCAAAGGCCUUUUUAAGUGAUUAAUAAAAAU